AUGGAAAGAAGGACUUUGAGGCUUGAUCUAAAUGCAGAGGAUCUUUCGAAAUACAGGCAGAAGAAGAUUCUGGAAGCAGCACAAAGAAGAACGAGUCUAAAGAAGUGCCGAGGGGAUCUCCGCGAAUAUAAUAUCUCGCUAGCAGCUUUGCUAAGCGAGGACAGGACUCGCACGUCUUCUCUUUGUGAGAGGGGAAUAAUUACGGAGAGGUUCUACUCGAACCUUUUCCGUUCAUCAACUCCUAUGUCAAGCCCGAUCAUCCCCACUGGCGAAGCUCCACCACGGAUUCUCCCUUCGGAAGUACGAGUCGCUAUCAAGAGCAUGAAACCUGGCACAGCCCUUGGACGCGAUUUUAUAUCGACAGACUUUCUUCGCGCUGGUGGCCAUCCACUUCAUACCUCGCCAACCGUUCUUAUACAUAAGAAAGAUGACCGAGAAGACCUUCGGAACUACCGUCCGAUAUGCUUACUAAGGGUGUUAUACAAAGUAUUCACCACGAUCAUCCUCACGCGCAUAUCCAGGACGCUGGAUGAAGCCCAGUCUCAAGGACAAGCUGGAUUCCGUCAGAGGUUCAACUGGUUUGACCACAUCCAGGCCAUCUCGAAGUUCAUAGAGGAUUGCCGAGAAUACCGCCUGUCCCUUGUUCUAACCUUUGUCAGCUAUGAGAAAGCCUUCGACAGCGUAGAAACGAAUGUAAUACUGUCAGCGCUGGUCGAUCAAAUUGUGGACGCCUCGUAUGUGAGGACAUUAGCCAAUUGCUACGAUCGAUGCACCACUAAGAUACAGCUUUUCGGCCGCCUGCUCACCAUACCCAUUGGAAAGGGGGUACGACAAAGCGAUACUAUAUCGCCGAACCUGUUCACGGCUGCAUUGCAAUGGACAAUGAAAUCACUUUCCAUACGUGUUGAUAGAAGACUUCUCUCGAACCUUCGUUUCGCGGACGUAUACUUCGGACGUGCUAUGAACAUGGAAAACGACUUGAAUGAAGAACUGAAUAGAAGAAUGAGAGCACCACAGGCAGCAUUCGCACCCGACAGGGAAGCUACGGACCAACUGACGGAAUAG
Necator americanus (New World hookworm) is the source of this 1065-nucleotide messenger RNA. RefSeq lists its product as uncharacterized. Bases 1 to 1065 code for a protein of 354 amino acids. Lineage: Eukaryota; Metazoa; Nematoda; Chromadorea; Rhabditida; Ancylostomatidae. The record is from RefSeq and is a predicted model, not a curated record. The transcript has 4 exons.